Molecule: messenger RNA, 3556 nt
Organism: Gossypium arboreum
Lineage: Eukaryota; Viridiplantae; Streptophyta; Magnoliopsida; Malvales; Malvaceae
Product: receptor-like protein 7
Exons: 2
Coding region: 155-3265 (1036 amino acids)
Molecular function (GO): protein binding
Source: RefSeq, a predicted model, not a curated record
UGAAAUGUUUACUUAAUUGAAUUGAAACGAAUGUCUUCACUGUUUUUGUACCAAACCUUUUUACUUGGAAUUUGGACUUGCUUGUUCUUAUAAUACACAUCCCUUCGUUUCUUCACUUUGCACUUGUUUCUUUUUCUGGACAAACAAAAAAAAAAUGGGAAGCCUUUGCCUGGUUUUGGUGUUCUUGCAACUUUCAUGGACUUUGUCUUUCUCUGUUCCUCCACCCUCUCAUUUAUGUCUCCCACGCCAGAGAGAUGCUUUGCUUCAUUUUAAAACCACAAUUUCUGUUGAUUGUGAAUUUUCUUAUUAUGGAGAUACUUACCCCAAGAUGCACAUGGAGUCAUGGAACAAAAGCAUUGAUUGUUGUUCAUGGGAGGGAGUGAAAUGCGACCACGUGACUGGUCAUGUAAUCGGCAUCCAUCUUAGUCAGAGUUGCCUUGGUGGUUCUCUCUUUGCAAACAACAGCCUCUUUCAACUUCACAACCUCCAAUGGCUUGACUUGAGCUACAACAACCUCGAAGGCUUUCUUCUUGAGAACGGUAGCAACUUGUUUCACUUUCAUGGACUACGACGACUCAACCUUGCUGGUAAUCGUUUCAAUGGCACCAUCUCAUCAAAGUUAUUUAGCCAGUUGGUGAGUUUAACCCAUCUUAAUCUCGCUGGUAAUGACUUCUCUGGCUUAAUCUCGCAUCAAAUCAAUGUCUUGUCAAGUUUGGUUUCACUUGAUCUUACCAGCUCUUUUUCUGACUUGAGAUUUGAUGGCCAAGGUUUUGACAUGCUUGCAAGAAACUUGACCAAAUUAAGAAACCUUGUGCUUGACUAUGUAGAUAUGUCUGAUGUUGCACUUACUUCCUUUCUAAACUUGUCUUCAUCACUUGAACAUUUGAGUCUCUCAUAUUCUCAAUUACAUGGGGAAUUCCCAACUCAAGUUUCUCAGCUUCCAAACCUCAAACUCAUAGAUUUAAGUAGGAGUGAAAAUCUCAGAGGUUAUCUCCCUAACACAAACUGGAGUCAUGCCCUUGAGUUGUUGGACCUUUCCCAUUGUGGUUUUAGGGGGUCAAUUCCAGCAUCAUUUGGAAAUCUCACUCAAAUCAUUUCCGUUGAUUUAGAAAUAAACUCGCUUGAAGGAAAGAUUCCAGAUGUUUUUGGAAACCUUAUAAAAUUAACUUCCUUGAGAUUAUCUUCAUGCAAUUUGAGUGGUCCACUUCCAAUAACUAUCUUGAACCUCACAAAAAUUAUCCAUUUGGAUUUGUCAAAUAAUCACUUGGAAGGUCCUUUGCCAAAUCAUGUUAAUAAGCUUCAAUUUCUAGAGGAACUUCGGUUACAUAAUAAUUCUAUAAGUGGUGGAGUACCAUCUUGGUUGUUUACUCUGCCAUCUCUUCCAAUCUUGGACCUCGGUUAUAACAAACUAGUUGGUCCGAUUGAUCGAAUUCAGAAGCCUAGUUCCAUCAAAGAGGUUCAUUUGAGUAAUAAUAAUAUUGGUGGUUCAAUACCGUAUUCCAUUUUUUAUCUUGUGAACCUUACUUUACUUGAUUUGUCAUCAAACAACUUGAGUGAUCCAAUACCCGAUUCCAUUUUUGAUCUUGUGAACAUUAAUUAUCUUGAUUUGUCAUCAAACAACUUGAGUGGUGUCAUCAAGUCAGAUAUGCUUUCAAAACUCACGAGUCUUGAAUUUCUUGUUGUUUCAAGUAAUAGUUUAUUAUCAUUAAGCACAAGCGGAAAUGAUGUGAACUAUUCUUUUCCCCAACUUGGAAUUGUGAACUUCUCUGGUUGUAGCGUAAGGCAGUUCCCGAAUUUCUUUCAAACAUCGAACUUGGAGGAAUUAGAUCUUUCCAAUAACAUGAUUUCUGGUGGAAUUUCCAAAUGGGAAGCUGAAGGGUGGGAAGGAUUGCAGUACUUGGACCUUUCUCAUAACUUUUUGACUGCUUUGGAACAAUUUCCGGGAAACAAUUUGGAAUAUCUCAACCUUCAUUCCAACUUGCUUCAGGGACCAAUUCUCUCAACUUGCUUGAGUCCUCAAAUUCCAAUUUUAAAGGAGUUGUUUGGGAUCAUCAUUUCAAAGAAUAAAUUGACAGGAAACAUCCCUUUUUCUAUUUGCAAAUUGAGUUCACUUAGCGUUCUGGACUUGUCUGAAAACAGCUUGAGUGGAACUAUUCCUAAUUGUCUUGGAAAUUUGAGCUCUUUGAAGUUGAUGGAUUUGCAGGUGAACAACUUUUAUGGGAAGAUCCCUAAUUCUUUUGUGAAUAAUCGGAAGUUGAGCCAUCUUUUACUCAAUGACAAUCAAUUGGAAGGAUUAGUACCACCAUCAUUGGCUAAUUGUACUUCGUUGGAACUUUUAAAUUUAGGGAACAACAAGUUAAGGGAUAAAUUUCCCCAUUGGUUAGCUUCACUUUCAAGAUUGCAAGUUCUCAUCCUAAGAUUUAAUAGAUUUUAUGGAUUCUUGCCUCAUUCCAUAGCUUCAUAUGACUUCUUUGCAUUGCAAAUAUUUGAUCUCUCUGAAAAUGAGUUCAUGGGUACAUUGUCCACGAAACUCUUUCGAAAUUUGAGAGCAAUGAAAGAUAAACAUAAACAACAGUUAUACUCCUCAAAUUUCCAAUAUGACGGCGAGUUUUAUGAAAUUCCUGUGAAUUUAACAACGAAAAGAUUGGAGCUUGAAUUUACGAAAGUCGUGGCCAAUUUCGUAUCUAUGGACUUGUCGAACAACCAAUUCUGUGGAAAAAUUCCUGAGGACGUCGGGCAACUUAUUUCCCUGCAAAUGCUCAACUUCUCUCACAACAACUUCAUUGGUCCUAUCCCAACAUCGUUUGGAAAUUUGGUAGCACUUGAAUCAUUGGAUCUUUCAUCAAACAAGCUCAAUGGCAGGAUUCCUUCUCAAAUGAUGAAGCUAACAUUUCUUGAAGUAUUGAAUAUUUCAAACAAUAAUCUUGUUGGACCAAUUCCUCAUGGGAAUCAAUUCGAUACCUUUGAUAAUGAUUCCUACAACGGUAACUUGGGAUUGUGUGGCUUACCAUUGUCCAAGCAAUGUAUCAACCAUGUGGGGGCCGAACCGCCUUCACCAUUGGUAGUGGAACAUGAAGGUUCUGAAAUACCCUUCUUUUGGCAAGUUGUAAUGAUGGGGUAUGGAAGUGGAGUGGUGCUAGGAUUGAGCCUGGGUUACAUUGUAUUCACAACCGGAAGGCCAUGGUGGUUUAUUGGAAAAGUGGAAAGAGACUGGCAAUACAAUUUCUCGAGGUGGGUACGAAGAAACAGAGUAAGAAGAAACUAGCUUUCCAUCCUACAUCUUGCUUAGUGGCAUUGAAACUUGGGAUUGAAUUUGAUGGGAAGAUUCAACAUACUCAGUUUCCAUGAGAGCGGUUAUAUUCUAAGCCGGGGUGUUGUUAAUUUAGCAGAUGAUAUAAGUGUUUUUGUGUUCAUCAUAAUUUCUAAAUUUAUAUUUGAGGUGUUAUAUAAUUAUGUUUAAAUACUGCAAACUUAAAAUUGUUAAGCAAAUAUUACUGUAACUGUCAAAUUUUUGUUGUAUGAGUUUAUGAAACAAUUGAAGUGUUAUUCUUUUCUA